AUGGGCGCCUCGUUUGGCGUGCUUCUGCUCGGAGGCGCAGCAAUGGUGUACCACUCUUGGUACAAACGUCACGUCCUCAAAAAGAUGGAGGCCGCCUUCGAUCCUGGCUACGAUCCCGUUCUCGCUCUAGCUAAGAGCGGCGACCAGCUAGCUCAUGUCCGAAUCGAUCCUCCAAGACCCGAGGACGAGAUGAUCCGAAGCAUUAUUUCUGGCAAAGAAGCCGGUCGUUAUUUUCUCGUCAUGGGCAGUAAAGGCUCGGGCAAAGCCAGCUCAAUCAUUGAAGCUAUGGCUGCGAUUGAUGCGGACGGAUGUGCGUUUUUCGAUGCCCACCUUGAUCCCACCAUCGUGGUGGACCGUUUCUCGGAAUCGAUCAACUUUUCCAACAAUCGUGAUUAUCUGGGCAAUCUGCUGGGUCUCUCAGACCUCUCGGGGAUGUCGUACUAUCAGCAAUUGGAGCGUGCGCUGCACAAGCUUGAAAGGGCGCUCAUCACUCGCAAGCAAAAGACCGGCAAGCCGGCCAUCAUUGUUAUGAACAGCGCCCACUUGCUUCCACGCGAUGAAGAGGGAACCAAAUUGCUACACAUCUUCCAGCAGCGCGCUGAGAAGUGGGCCUCUGCAGGCACGGCCACAUUCGUAUUCACUACAGCCGACUACUGGGUAUACGAUGUGUUGCGUAAAGCCUCGAACCGAAUGGACACGCUCUCCUUCCGCGAUCUCACACGACGACAAUCGAUCAACGUGUUGCGUGGAUGUCGAAAGCAGUACUGGGGCGAGAAGCCUUCUUCGCAGGACCCACGCGUGCUUCAAGAAGUUUACGAGAUCUGCGGCGGUCGCCUAGGCUUGCUCAACAAGGUGGCUCGACGCAAGGAUAUGCUCCGGGCUGCCAGACAGCUUGUGGAAGAUGACAUGCAGUGGGUGCUCAGCAAGACUGGCAUCAUUGAGGACCACGAUGAUGAUGUCAUGGACGAGCAGAAGUGGUCGACGUGCAGCUGGCUGCUCUUCUGUGAGCUGUCCAAGAAGCAAAAGGAGUUGGAAGAGCUGCUGGACGACUACGGUGGCAGGCUUCCAGCUUUUGUCAAUCAGGACACGCAAGAGGAUCCGCAGUACAGCAGCUUAGCUGCACAACUGCACAGCGAUGCGGGCUGGUACAAAGCCAAAGCUUCACCCGUGCCUGGACUCACACGCUUUACCACGGCUGUCCGCCGUCACAAGGCCGCCGAUGAUGACGGCGACGACAAGCAGAGCAACAAGAUGACGGGCGCCAAGGAGACCACAUCUUUCAGCAAUGUCAACGACCUAGCUGAUGGCGAUGACGGUGGCGACGACGACGACGACGAUGAUGAUGAAGAUGAGACGGCACACCGACGUCUCACCGAGUCGCUUAUUACAGAUCCCAGCAUGGACCAAGAAGCUGAUGUGCGUGGUGCUGAUGUUCCGAAUCCACACCUUACCUGGGGCGAGGCACGCCAAACCAUGACACGCCCCGACUUUAUCAUGGAGCUCGACCAUCUCAACAUCAUUCAUAUCGACCGCCAUCACCACAUUCGUGCCGACUCGAUGCCGCUGCUACGAGCGAUGCGCCGUGUUGCCGAAUCCGAAGGUUACGGCGACAAACUCGAGUCAGUUAUGGACCGUGUCUCGGCUAUCGAGAGUUUGGGACGAACGCGAGAGCUGCUUUGGAAGGAGCAGGGGGAUCACGGCAAAUUUUUGAUCAAGAAGGAUCACAAGGGUAGAGAGAUUGAGACUUGGACGCUACUCGGUGGUGACGAGAGGCUGGGUCGUGUCACGGACGAGGACAGCGGAGAUGGCGACGAUUAG
Molecule: messenger RNA, 1818 nt
Organism: Mycosarcoma maydis (corn smut)
Lineage: Eukaryota; Fungi; Basidiomycota; Ustilaginomycetes; Ustilaginales
Exons: 1
Coding region: 1-1818 (605 amino acids)
Source: RefSeq, a predicted model, not a curated record